This is a messenger RNA of Austrofundulus limnaeus, 5072 nucleotides long. RefSeq names its product vitellogenin-1. Bases 1 to 4992 code for a protein of 1663 amino acids. The record is from RefSeq and is a predicted model, not a curated record. Gene Ontology annotation, molecular function: lipid carrier activity. NCBI's taxonomy places the organism in Eukaryota, Metazoa, Chordata, Actinopteri, Cyprinodontiformes, Rivulidae. Gene Ontology annotation, biological process: lipid transport; cellular response to estrogen stimulus; response to estradiol. The transcript is spliced from 35 exons.
AUGAAAGCGGUUGUGCUUGCCCUGGCUCUGGCCUUUGUGGCCGCACAAAGUCCCAACGUUGCCCCUGAGUUUGCUGCCGGGAACACCUAUGUGUACAAGUAUGAAGCAUUCAUCCUGGGUGGACUCCCUGAGGAAGGCUUGGCAAGAGCUGGAUUCAAAAUCAACACCAAGGUUCUCCUCAGUGUCACAGCCAAGGAUACCUGCAUGCUGAAGCUUGUGGAACCUGAGCUCUAUGAGUACAGCGGUUAUUGGCCAAAGGAUCCAGCAGUGCCAGCAACCAAACUGAAGGCAGCUCUGGCACCUCAGCUCGUGAUUCCCAUCAAGUUUGAAUACACCAACGGCGUUGUGGGAAAAAUCUAUGCUCCUGAGGAAAUCUCAACUUUGGUGCUGAACAUGCACAGAGGCAUUCUGAAUAUGCUGCAGCUGAACAUYAARAAGACCCAUAAAGUCUAUGAUCUGCAGGAGGCCAGUACUCAGGGUGUGUGCAAGACACUCUACUCGAUCGGUGAAGAUGCACGAAUUGAAAACAUCCUUUUGACCAAGACCAGGGACAUGAACAACUGUCAAGAAAGGAUCAUGAAGGACAUUGGGUUGGCAUACACUGAGGAAUGUGACGAAUGCGAGGAAGAAUACAAAAGYCUGAGAGGUACCACAACAUUCAGUUACGUCUUGAAGCCAGUUGAGAGUGGUGUGAUGAUCCUGAAGGCAGAGGUUGAUGAGCUGAUCCAGUUUUCACCUUUCUCUGAGGAAAAUGGAGCUGCUCAGAUGAAGACCAAGCAGUCCUUGGAGUUCCUUGAGAUCGAGAAAGCCCCGAUUCAAGAAAUUAAGGCCGAGUACCAUCAUCGYGGAUCUCUCAAGUACGAGUUCUCCACUGARGUUCUCCAGACACCCCUUCAGCUCUUCAAGAUCACCAACCCUAAGACACAGAUCAUGGAAAUUCUGAACCACCUGGAUGACCAUGAUACGAAGUUGGUCCAUGAGCAUGCCCCUUUGAAGUUUUUGGAAUUGAUCCAACUUCUCCGUGUAGCUCACAGUGAGGACCUGGAAAUGUACUGGAAGCAGUUCAGAAAAAUGCCAGUUCACAGACGCUGGUUCUUGGAUGCCAUCCCCGCGACUGCAACUCCYGCUGCUCUAAAGUUCAUCAGAGAUAAAUUCGUGGCUGAGGAGAUUGAGGUUUCUGAGGCAGUUCAGGCUUUGGUUUCAGCCGUUCACAUGGUCUCAGCAGAUGAYGAGACUAUCAAGAUCUUUGAGACCCUGUUGGCCAACAACAAAGUAGAGGAAAACCCAGUUCUGCGUGAAAUUGUCUUCCUUGGCUACGGUACAAUGAUUUAUAAGAACUGCUCUGAGAUAUCCAACUGUCCUGCUGAAUACAUAAAGCCCAUCCAAGUGCGUCUUGCUGAAGCUAUUUCUAAGAAUGAGAUCGAGGACAUCGUCCUGCUCUUGAAGGUCUUGGGAAAUGCUGGACAUCCUGCUAGCUUCAAGUCAAUCACAAAGAUUAUGCCCAUUCAUGGUACCGCUGCUGCAUCACUGCCAAURAGAGUCCAUAGUGAAGCCAUCAUGGCCCUGAGGAACAUUGCAAAAGAAGAGCCCAGACUGGUUCAGGAAAUGGUCCUUCAGCUCUACAUGGACAAAGCUCUGCACCCAGAGCUCCGUAUGCUUUCUUGCAUUGUUCUGUUCGAGACAAACCCUUCCAUGGGAUUGGUGAUUACCGUUGCCAACUCAGUGAAAAGAGAGGAGAACCUGCAGGUUGCCAGCUUCACUGCCUCUCACAURAAAUCUCUAAGCAGGACCCCAGCCACCAGCCAUCCAUCAGUUUCUGCUGCUUGCAGUGUUGCCAUGAAAAUUUUGGGUUCAAAGCUGGAUAGACUGAGCUACCGUUUCAGCAGGGUUGUCCAUGCGGAAAUCUACAACAACUCCUUGAUGCUGGGUGCUGCUGCUACUGCAUUUUACAUCAACGAUGCCGCCUCUSUUAUGCCAAAAUCUGUUGUUGCCAAGGCCAGAGCCUUCAUUGCUGGAGCUACUGCUGAUGUGAUAGAGAUUGGAGUGAAAACUGAUGGACUUCAGGAGGCUAUUCUUAAAAACCCUGAACUGUCUGAAAAUGUUGACAGGAUCACCAAAAUGAAGCGUGUCAUCAAAGCUAUGUCUGAGUGGAGGUCUCUGCCCACCASAAAACCUCUGGUUUCCUUUAACAUCAAGUUAUUUGGACAAGAGAUUUGCUUUGCUGACAUUGACAAAACCAUGAUCGAUCAGGCUAUUAAGUAUGCCAAARCAUUACCUAUUCAGGAAUAUGGAAGAGAUGUUCUCAAGMCUCUGCUUCUGUCUGGUAUUGAUAUCCAAUAUGCUAAACCUUGGUUGGCURCUGAARUGAGACGCAUCUUCCCCACUGCUGCUGGUCUGCCAAUGGAGCUCAGUCUAUACAGUGCUGCUGUGGCUGGAGCUGAUAUUAAGAUCAAGUCCACCACAUCACCACGUCUGCCUGAAGACUUCCCCCUCCGCAAGCUUUUGGAAACUGAUAUUGAGCUAGAGGCUGAGAUCAAACCAAGUGUUGCUAUGAACACAUAUGCCAUCAUGGGGAUUAACACCGCCAUUCUGCAGGCUGCUGUGGUWUCAAGAGUUAAACUCCACUCCGUUGUCCCAACCAAGUUUGCUGCAAGACUCAAUAUCAAAGAGGGCGACUUUAAGAUUGAAGCACUUCCUGUACAUGUGCCUGAAAACAUUACAUCUGUGAAUGUUACAACUUUUGCUGUGGCAAGAAAUAUUGAGGAGCCCACUGUUGAGAGACUCACUCCAAUCCUCCCUACUAAAGUCUGGCGUUCCACCGCAAGAGAGAUCGUCUCAUCUACCAUGGAUUCAUUGGCUGAUGAUAGCAUGACCGAAUCCUCCGAGGUCCAUCUGCUGGAUGAUGAAGUCGACGACCCUAUUUACGAACACAAGAUUCGUUCAUUUGCAAAGAGGUACUGUGCCAAGUACAAGAGUGUUGGACUGAAGGCGUGCCUCAAGGUUGCCACUAAAACUGGAGAGUCCAUCGAGGACAUUGUCCUGUACAAACUGGCUGGAAGCCACAAUUUCUCUUUCUCUGUAUUACCAAUUGAAGAAGAAGCUGUUGAGAGACUGGAGAUGGAGGUUAGGUUUGGACCAAAGGCUGCAGAGAAGCUCAUUAAACGGAUCAAUCUGGAUGAAGAUGAUGAAGAGGAAGUAGAACCAGUCCUGAUGAAGCUCAACAAAAUCCUGUAUACCAGACGUGACAACUCAUCUUCCUCAUCCUCCUCAUCCUCCAGCAGCAGCAGCAGCAGUAGCAGCAGUAGCAGCAGCAGCAGCAGCAGCAGCAGCAGCAGCAGCAGCAGCAAGGAAAGUAGCAGUAGCAGCAGCAGCAGCAGCAACAAACUCAGCUCUUCAACAUCUGUCAGCAGCUCAUCCAGGACCAGCUCUGCAUCAAGCCUUGCGUCACUCUUCAGCGCUAGCUCAAGUUCUUCAAGUUCUUCUCGCUCUAGUGCUUAUGUCUCAUGGCAUGUGAAUGAAACUUUCAACAAGUUCCACGAUAAGGAUUCCGAAAGCAGGGACAGCGAAGCCAGCUUUGAGGAAAUCUAUGAAAAGAACAAAUCCCUUGAUGAUGAGGAYGCCAUCUUGGCUGUCAUCUUCCGCACUGUUAAAGYCGAUAAGAGCAUGGAGGGAUACCAACUUGCUGUCUACCUCGACAAACCAACCUACAGGGUUCAAAUCAUUUUGGUGCCUCUUGCUCCCGAGAACAACUGGAGGUUGUGCGCCGAUGGUGUUCUUUUGAGCAAGCACAAAGUUACAGCUAAACUUGCCUGGGGACCUAAAUGCAAGAAGUACAGCACAAUGGUUACUGGAGAAACUGGCCUUCUUGGUUCAAGCCUUGCAGCUCGCCUUAGACUGUCCUGGGAAAGACUUCCAUCUGCUCUCAGACGCUAUGGAAAGAAGGUACAUGAAUACGUUCCUGUUAAAUUCCUUGAUGACAUGAUUAAAGUAAAGAGUGAGAACAGCACCAGGAACGUCUCCUUCAUUGUGGCUGCAACAUCCAACAGGACCAUUGAUUUCAUUACAAAGACACCGAUGAACACUACCUACAACAUGACCCUGCAUCUUCCUUUAACUGUGCCACUCGAGGAGCUCAACAGUUCAAUCCCCUUUGAUGAAAUCAUUGACAAAAUCCACUUCAUGGUCGCCAAGUCUGUUGCAGUUGAAUGUAGCUACAUCAACGAUAAACUGAUCACCUUCAACAACAGGACCUACACACACAAGAUGCCCUCAUCUUGCUACCAGAUUUUGGCUCAGGACUGCACAGAGGAGCUGAAAUUCAUGGUUCUCCUGAGGAAGGAUUCAAUGGAACAACACCACAUAAAUGUCAAAAUUGCUGACAUUGAUAUUGACAUGUAUACAAAGGAYGACRAUGUCACUGUGAAGGUCAACGAAAUGGAAAUCCCCUUAACCAACCUGCCAUACCGUCACCCGACAGACUCCRUUGAGAUCAGGCGAAGUGGAGAGGGUCUUGUUGUAUAUGCACCUAGCCAUGGACUCCAAGAAGUCUACUAUGAUGAGGACACAUGGAAGAUUCGAGUUGUGGACUGGAUGAGAGGCAAGACCUGCGGACUGUGUGGAAAGGCUGAUGGGGAAGUCAGACAGGAGUAUCGCACCCCUAACGGACGYGUGGCCAAGAACUCAAUUAGCUUUGCUCAAUCCUGGAUUCUGCCAUCUGAGAGCUGCAGAGAUCCCUCUGAGUGCCACCUGAAGCUUGAGUCUGUGCCCCUGGAGAAAAAAAUUAAAUUCCACGGUCAGGAUGCUAAAUGCUACUCUGUUGAGCCCGUGCCACGCUGUCUGCCCGGCUGCAUGCCCACCAAAACCACCACUGUCACCGUUGGUUUCAACUGUCAGUCAGUUGAUUCUGACACCAACAUCUUUGACAGAAGCGUAGACCUGAGAGAAACCACACAGGCUCACCUGGCCUGUAGCUGCAACGCCAAGUGCUCUUAAAACCACCAUCUACUGUCAAUACCUAAUAUCAUCUGUGUGUGUUUUAUCUGUAACUAUAAAUAAAAUGCAUCUCAAAAUCA